Pocillopora damicornis (cauliflower coral) is the source of this 3279-nucleotide messenger RNA. Its product is annotated as histone-arginine methyltransferase CARMER. NCBI's taxonomy places the organism in Eukaryota, Metazoa, Cnidaria, Anthozoa, Scleractinia, Pocilloporidae. The record is from RefSeq and is a predicted model, not a curated record. Gene Ontology annotation, molecular function: histone H3R2 methyltransferase activity. Gene Ontology annotation, biological process: chromatin remodeling; peptidyl-arginine methylation, to asymmetrical-dimethyl arginine.
ACCGCAAUUUUGCGAUGAAGAAAUAUAAUUUCAGUUACAAAUGCACGUGUAAUCUUGUUUUGUAACCCUGACGUGCUAUCUAAGCAGACAAAUUCCCAUGGAUUACCCGAUGAGCGCUAAAAUAGCGGUGAAGUCGCAGUCCUUUCGGAACUGUCGAAUUCAAAUUAUCAAAGGAGAGUAUUCACUUUCGACGCAAGACGGGGGAGAUUGUGUUGUCGAUGUUUUCGGAGAUCCUGGUAGCGGUUCACUUGAUAUUCGUGUCAGAAGUGGCAAUGAAUACAUGCCAAGUUUUAGAGUGACGAAAAACACAGACCACAGCCAAAUGGGUCGGCUGAGGUACCUUAUAGAUCUUCCCGAGCAGAACUUUAGUGUUCUUCUGAGUUUUUCGCACAGAGAAGAUGUCAAUGACUUUAAAGAACUGUUGAAUGCUGCUUCUGGUAGAAUGAAGAAGCGGUCACUGUUUGAUGAGAGGACAGAAAAGGCAUCAGCCAGUCAGUAUUUUCAGUUUUAUGGAUAUUUAUCACAGCAACAAAACAUGAUGCAGGAUUAUGUGAGAACCUCCACAUAUCAAAGAGCAAUGUUGCAGAAUCACACUGACUUUCAGGAUAAGGUGGUGAUCGAUGUUGGGGCUGGAUCAGGAAUCCUUUCAUUCUUUGCUGUGCAGGCAGGAGCCAAAAAAGUUUAUGCCAUAGAAGCCAGCUCGAUGGCCUCACAUGCAGAGGCUUUGGUCAAACACAAUAAUCUUUCAGACAAAGUGAUUGUGAUUCCUGGAAAAGUUGAAGAGGUAGAGAUUCCAGAGAUGGUAGAUGUUAUCAUAUCAGAACCAAUGGGUUAUAUGCUUUACAAUGAAAGAAUGUUGGAGAGUUAUCUUCAUGCUAAGAAAUGGCUUAAACCUGAUGGUAAAAUGUUUCCAACAACCGGUGAUCUGCAUGUGGCUCCAUUUUAUGAUGAUGCACUUUAUAUGGAACACUUCUCCAAAGCAAACUUUUGGUAUCAGAAUUCAUUCUAUGGAGUUGAUUUGUCUAAUUUGAGAGAAUCUGCAAUUGAAGAAUACUUCAGGCAACCAAUUGUGGAUACGUUUGAUGUACGCAUUCUGAUGGCCAAACCUGUGACACACACUGUAAAUUUUCUUAGUGCCGCUGAAGAAGAUUUGCACAGAAUAGAAAUUCCCCUACAUUUCACAUUGCACACUUCAGGAACAGUUCAUGGCCUUGCUUUCUGGUUUGAUGUUUCAUUUCAAGGAAGCAAUGUUCCAGUAUGGCUCUCUACAGCACCACAAGAGCCACUCACUCAUUGGUACCAGGUUCGAUGUCUUCUCCGCACCCCAAUAUUUGCAAAAGUUGGACAGGCAUUAUCUGGGGUAGUUCUUCUCAUCUCCAACAGGAGACAGAGCUAUGAUGUAGAAAUUGAGCUUUCACUGGAUGGGACAAAGGUCAGGUCCACAAACACACUAGACCUGAAAAACCCUUACUUCCGCUACACUGGCACCCAGACUCCUAUUCCUGCAGGGUGCAACACUGUCUCCCCAACAGAGCUGUACUGGAACAUGGUCAGCUCUGCAGGAACUGGUGCAAAUGUUGGUGCUGAGAAUGGCUUGGACGCUGGUUGUGGUGCAGGAAUUAUGGGUAAUGGACUUGUGGUCAAUGCAGUGGGAGCUUAUAGUGGAGGAGGCAUUUUAGGUGCCACACCCUAUGCCUUGGGGGGAAUUCCAAGUGGUCUGCCAAUAGUCAGUGCUGUUCCUAAUGCAUCCACUAUUGAAGGAAGCUCCAGUCAUUAUGUUGGCAGCAGAUAUGUAGUGGGCAACCAAGCCGCUAUAAUACCUGGUUACACUGGGACGAGUUGUGGUGAAUAUGUCACCAGUAGGGGAUCUCAACAUGCAAUGGUGUACUCCAGAUAAACUGGGGCUUUUUCCUGUAUCAACUAGUCCACCAUGAAUGUAAAUAAAUUGAAAUGUGCUGGUUUUUUUUUAAAGGGAGGCAAAUCACUUUGCCAUCCAGCAGACACUGUGUGCUUGUAUGUGAUGAUCGUAUGGAAGGAAGUCAUUCUCCUCUGGCCUAUGAACAUGUGGCGAACCAAUUAAGUAUUGGGUAACUUUAAGAUGGCAUAGUUGUAAAUGGAUACAUGGAAAUGGAAGAUGGUACAGCUGCACUUGCCUGCCUGGUGCUUAGUUUAAGAUUUAAUAAUCAGAUCUUGCUUCACAGACUUCUUGGAUUUGUCUUUACAUAUCAUUAUCAUACAAGUGUAUUGAAUGGCUGUGCAUGGACUGUUUUAGUCAUUAAGGAUACUAAGUGAAGUCUCCUUCUGGACUGUUUUUUCAUUCAGCUAAAUGCUUUAAAAUAUAUUAUCAAUGAAAAUAGCUAAGACAACCUAAUUAUUAACUUCACUUCAGUGGUAUCAUGGUUCUCCUUUAAAUCAAAAGAUCAAAUGAGGAUGAUUCACUGGUGGCAGGAGUGGCCUAAGGUACAUGAAGCCUCUUCAAUUCUAAAUGAUGACUCAAGAAGAGGGGACAUAUUUUUUCAUGGCUUGUCAAGAUUUUGAGUAUUGUACAUUAGUGAGAGCUUGGUUUUUAAUGAGUGAUAAUAUGGGUAAACAAAUGCUAUGCUGUUUGUGGUGGUCAGUUUAGCAAUGUUAAGAGAAAUAUUGGAUAAGAGUGCACUGCAGGUGUGGUACAUUGUACACAAAGUACAACCUGAUUGGUAAACAUUGUUUGACACAACAACACAUCCUUACAGCAUGUGAAAAACUGGUCUUAAGAUAGACCAUGAGCAGUUCUUACUUGUUGGCAAAAAUCUGUCGUCUGAGUCAGAGAAAACAGUGAAAAAUAAAAUUGAUAUUAGUACACUAGUCAGAACUCAGGAGGAUUUCCACUGUGUACAUACAUUGAUUUUUUGUUUUCACUUUUUUUUUUUAACCUGCGUGACUGAAUUUGCCAAAAAGGAAGGACGGCUCGUAGACUCGAUUCAAGAGAAUUCUAAUGAAAUCUUUUUGCAUUUUUUUUUUGUUUUGUUUUGUUUUUUUCUAAUUAGGAAACAUUAGUGUGUUGUAUGUAACUACUUAACAGACUUGCGUUACAUCUCUGACAGCAAUCUACAAGCUGCCUUGUUGAAUUAUUUGUUAUAGAUAAGUUAUUGAUGAAGCCUGUUAUGAAUAAUGAUUAUAUUCUAAGAAAAGUUAGGCCAUACAUUGUAUCUUUGCACCAGGGUCUACCUUAUGUUGAGUGUUGUGAGUAUACCGCAUCAAUUUUUAAGACCUGUACAAAAUAAAUACAAUUCAGUUUCA